UCUUCUUGAAAAUAUAUGAUUUUAUAGCAAAUGACAAUGUCCUAUGGUUUUUUUUUUUUAAUUGCUUUGACAGUAGGUUCCUGAAGUAAAAUCUCCCCGGAAUGGAACCUAAUUAAAUUUACUAUACUCGUCAUAUUCGUUAUAGUGAGUUGCGACCUGUUUGUACGGAUCGAGGUACGUGAAUUUGUAACUAUUUCGAUGAUAAAUUAUUACAUUGUCUUAAAUUAAUAAUAAUUAUAAUUAUACCUCAUAUUUCUACGGUCGCUGACAGGGCCAUGGGUGAGUUGCGGCCUGACAUGUCACGUUGUGUCACGACAUGUCGUGUUGGAGACCGGUGAAUUGCGGCCCGGGAAAUUUAUUUAUUUUGUGCCGGCAGUAUCGGCAGUAUAUAGGAUGACUUUUUAGCAUCACUGCCCGCUAAAGAUGAUCGGGUUGUACAAUUUACCGACUAUGUUAUCGAAAACUAUAUAUCCCUAGAUGCCAUAUUUCCCCCAAAUAAUUGGGCACAGUUUUCUGCUAGCUGUAACCGUACGACUAACGGCUGUGGAAGUUUUCAUUCACACCUAAAUUCAUCGUUCUACUCUAGUAGAAAUUCAAUCAGAAACGGAUAUCAAAUGUAGAAGCAAUUUAAGUAGGUAUAUUUAAUGAUUCAAAAAAUCCUAUUUUCAUUAAGGAAAAAGCGGGUGAGUAUGCUCGGUGAAGCACCAUGCCAUUAUCUAAUAAUAUUGUGUGCAUGCAUGUAGAUUUAAAAUUAAAUUCAAUGUGAACCUAUCAGUAGCGCAACUAGAAAUAUCCCUUGGGGGGGGGAGGGGCAUUUGUGUUAUCAUAUUAAUAAUAAAAUGUAAUAUUAAAUAUGAUAUAAAAUUACAAAAUAAAGUCUAAAUGACGCUUCGAAUUUGAUAGACACUAAGACACUGUAUUACUUCUUCAGACUUGACGUUAAUAUCAUAGUGGAUAUUGAGAGCAGCUAGUUCAUUCAAUCUCGAUUCGGAAGUAGAGUUUCUUAAGUAAGUUUUAAACGUUAAAAAGUAAACACGUUUAGGGUAAAAUAUGUCUAUAAUCACAGUUAAAAUGGUUGGUAGCACUAUUUUGAUUUUCGAUUCUCGGGCAUAGACAUAUAUGAUAUAAAUAAAUAAAUUAUUAAUAUGUCUAUGUUCUCGGGUCAUUAUAAUUUUUCCAUAGAGUAAUAUUACUCUCUGCAUUUUUCGGACGACUGCUUAUCCCUCGGUCCGUGGAUAUCACGGACUAAGUUAAAAGAAAAUGACAAUAUGUGAUAACUGAUUAACGGUUUGUUAACAAAAUUAUUUAGUUAGUAAAGUUAACUAAAUUUAUUAUAUAAUAUAUUAUUAUAUUCCUAACUGAAUUAAAAAGUGUUCCAUUUUGAAAUACUCAAGGAGGGGAUCUGGACCGGGGAUCCCCCCUCUCCUUGGUUGCGCCACUGGAACUUAUUUUUAAUUGUUCAAAAAAAUAAUAAAUAAUAAUAAUAAUAAUAACAAUAAUAUGUUUAAAAUCGUUUUCGUAUACUGGCUCGAAUCGGUAAACAUGACAACGUAUAUUUUAUUGUUUUAUUGUCAAGCCUUAAAAAAUUUUAACCAAAUCGGUAUCAUUUGUUAUUCUCACGUCCUCGCGGUGACUUCGCUCUCAAAAUAAUUUCUCUUUCGACGAUACCUAUAGUAAGCAUCACAAUGUACGCCACCGCUAUGUCUUUCGCCGUCCGGUGCGUGGCCAUUUUCAUACUGUUGACCUUCCGCAAGGUGAGGGACAUCCUCCGCCAGUGGUACGAGGAUAAGCUCGCACUGGAAGUAUCCACCCCACGUUUUGAUCUGGAUUUCCGCUGCCCAUCGGAGGACACGGCGGACGACGUCGUGCAGCUCCCGAAGCAGACGCUCCGGGCGAAUCCGGCGAGACGGCCGAGUCCACGCAAGUGGAUUGUCCGUGGAUUGCAGUGUCUCCACCACCACGGUUCUAUGUGGGCCCGGCCAUGUUCAUGACCUGGCAGCCACCGACUCCGAGCGUGGAAACACUCGUGGCUGCGGACUUCGGUUUUCCGCCGCCACCUCCGCCGGAAUAUUACGUUGGGCCGACCUGGUUCGACGUUUACGGACCGCCACCGGAAGCGUGUUGCGUGGCCGCGUCGAAGUUCUCGUACGCACCCCCACCGAUCCCCGCGAUGAUCCGGAUCCGGAAAUAAAAACGGGUCGUCGUCGCGAUGCUUACGGUUGUAAUCAGUUGUGAACGUAUACCGCACACGUUAAUUUUUCAUAUACCUAACUUUUGUACAUUUUGUAAUUCUUGUAAAAUGUAAUUUUUCAACCUCUGCGGGCGCCGUUGCGAUACUCACGGCCGCCUGUAAAUUUAAAUUGUAAAUUAUCUAACCACGUGUUCAUGUAUAUACACUUUUGUUCAUUUUGUAAAUAACGAUUGUUGUAUAAUAUAUUCUUGUAAUAUAAUUAUUUUCUUAAAAUUAUAAAAUUGUAUAGCUUAAUAAUGUAAAAAGUAAAAUAUAUA
Molecule: messenger RNA, 2508 nt
Organism: Acyrthosiphon pisum (pea aphid)
Lineage: Eukaryota; Metazoa; Arthropoda; Insecta; Hemiptera; Aphididae
Exons: 2
Coding region: 1686-1991 (101 amino acids)
Source: RefSeq, a predicted model, not a curated record